Molecule: messenger RNA, 1374 nt
Organism: Acaulospora colombiana
Lineage: Eukaryota; Fungi; Glomeromycota; Glomeromycetes; Diversisporales; Acaulosporaceae
Source: the annotation of a GenBank genome assembly
AUGAAGUUGAAAGAUCCAUUUUAUUUUCUUGUGAUAUCAUUAACCGUCAUAUUCCUACUUGCAAUUUACUUGUCGGAGAGGUUGAGAGUAAACGUUGAACCAUUUGGAGGAAAGAAUCCAAUUCUUUCGGACAUCCUUGAAGACGCAAAUCUUUCGAAUUCAGAUUGCACAGCUCAGGAUGACAACGGCGAGACACGCUACCUUGCGUAUCUCCCGCACGGUACUUUCCACGAGCAACGUACGAGUCUCGAGAAUGCGAUAUUUUUAGCCUGGGCAACAAAUCGUACUUUACUGUUGCCCCCAAUAAUCUUUGGGCGAAAAAUCCUGGCAUAUGAACCUUCUUAUUAUUUAUAUAAAGAUCUGAUCACUCUAAAAUUGUAUGAUGAAAACAACAACCAGUGUGUCUGGGAUUCGGAACACGAAAAGUGCGCAAGACAAGUUCAACCCGAACUACACACUCUUGUGGAUUGGGAAGUUUUGAUGGACAUGGAAUUUCCAAAAAAACACAUUCGAUCAGUUCCGAGGGAGAGCUUUAAAUUCUCCAGUCUAUACUCUACUAUCGAUCUCACCGAUCCCAACAAUCAAAUCUACUUCAUUUCUGACAAAGGACCGUAUGACUACCAAUUUUACGACGAUGUCAAUGGGAACAAAACAUCUGAAAGCAAGUAUGAAUACAUGAUUCAUCUGUGCACUAUUCAAAAACGAAAUGAACCUCUCCUGCAUUUUGGAUCUUUGUCCGGGGUUGAUCGACUCAACUUGAAAUUAGAACGCAACAAAAGAUUUCUGAAAGAGCUUCAAGGGCACAUGUUGAUUAGUCACCCGGGAGUACUAAAUGCGGCAGAAUUAAUUACCACACAAUUAGGUGGUCUCACUAGUUACCUGGGCGUACACAUUGGUUCAUCGGAUUACACGUCCAAUGAUAGAGUGGAAUUUAUGGUAAAUAAUUUAAUCAAGGAGAUAAUGGGAAAGUUGACAAACGCGUCGCCGUCAGAAUCGAAUAAUGAUACCUUGUCCGCCCGAGACUCUUCCUUUCAGCCGACUUCAACGCAAGUCUUGGCGUCAAAUUGCAUGGAAUCGCUCCCACCGGAGAAAAAGCAUCUUCCGAUAAUAUACCUUUCAACAAAUUUAACCAGAUCAGAUCAUGGUUUAUCGAAAUUCCUUGAGGAAUUUCCUUGCGUAUUUAUGCUGCCCGAUUUUCAAAGAUGGACUGAGUCACUGAAGAAUAUUGUAAACCCUAGGGAUGACGUUGAUAUAUAUGAGUUUCUUUUGCCACUGGUUGACACUACUGUGGUGGCAGGAGGUGGACAGCUUUUUGAAACAGAAGAUGACGCGUUCAAUAGUUAUGUGCAAAGGUUACACGAGAUUUGGAUGUAA